AUGUCCGUUAACGACAGUAUAGAUCCUCGAUUCCUUUACCAUGUGGAAGAUGAAUCUUUGCAGCAGUUCCGUGUCGGAGAGUCCGCUCACAAGAGCAGCGAGCUCGAGACCGUCGGCGAUCGCCACCGUUUCGUAAUUUCCGGAACCCAGCAAAAUUUCGGUGGAAAUAGAACUGAGAAGAGAUAUUCCGAUGGAGAUGACGACGAGGAUGACAUUUGUGUCCGAACACGUAGUAUUGAUUCCGGUAAUAAUCGCAGCUCUGUAGCUGCAGAAACCAACAGAGAGAGCAAAGUUCCAGGUUCAGUUGGUUGGGAACUGGUUGUGAGAGACGACGAGGAGGAUAAGUCACCGACUGAUCCCCAUGAAAUGGAUUUGAAAGUGAGGAUCACUAAUCCAGAUGGUAAAGUAUCUAAUUCCCACCAUAACAAGCAGGCAAAGAGAGAUUCUGCUUCUGUGGAGAAAGAUAGAGUCACUAGUAUCAGCUCUUGGGAAACUCUCAAGUCCACCCUCUCUGAUCCUGUCACAGGAGCCUUGAUGAAUGAUGCUACGAUACUACCUUGUGGACAUUCUUUUGGAGCCGAGGGACUCAAAGAAGUUAAAAGAAUGAAAGCAUGUUUCACAUGUUCCCAGCCUACUGUAGAAGGAUCAGAAAAGCCAAAUCUAUCUCUCAGAAUUGUGGUUCAUGCUUUCCGUCAAGAAGAAGAAUCAGAUCAUAUCCACCCGCUCAAGCGAAGGAAAGAUAAGUCGGAUCAGCAAAAGAGAACUUUCUGUGUUCCAAACAUGACGGAAACUCCCAAGAGUAGUAGUAGAGGCAUACAAUUUCCUUUCUCCAUUGGUGAUCGAAUUAUCAUAGAGGGAAACAAAAGGACGCCUCCACGGUUUGUUGGACGCAAGGCUGUUAUAAUGACCCAAUGCUUAAACGGAUGGUACGUUGUGAAGACAGUGGACAACGCAGAGUCUAUUAAGUUGCAACAUUGCUCACUUGCCAAGAUUUCCGACAAUUCGCCUGCCAAGGUAACAAUAGCUGAAAUGGCGCCGUCGUGGCUCUAG
This is a messenger RNA of Microthlaspi erraticum, 1050 nucleotides long. The record is from the annotation of a GenBank genome assembly. NCBI's taxonomy places the organism in Eukaryota, Viridiplantae, Streptophyta, Magnoliopsida, Brassicales, Brassicaceae.